Molecule: messenger RNA, 1592 nt
Organism: Tilletiopsis washingtonensis
Lineage: Eukaryota; Fungi; Basidiomycota; Exobasidiomycetes; Entylomatales
Product: Lem3/Cdc50
Exons: 6
Coding region: 116-1324 (402 amino acids)
Cellular component (GO): endoplasmic reticulum; plasma membrane; Golgi apparatus
Source: RefSeq, a predicted model, not a curated record
CUGCCGCACACGCCUCGUGCACACGUCUCACCCGCCAGCUGCUUCUCUCUUCUCCUCACCUUCGGCCGUCUUCCACUCGCCGCACGCGCGCACCUCUGCUCGCGCACGCGCAGCCAUGUUCCGUCGCAAGCGCGCCACGGACGCCGGCGCCGGUGCCGCAGGGCCCGGCGCGGCAGGCAGCGACUCGGCCUCAGCAAAGGAGAGCAGCCGGCCGUACACGCAGCGGAAACCGGCCAACACGGCCUGGCGGCAGCAGCGCCUGAAGGCCUGGCAGCCCGUCUUGACGCCGCGGACAGUGCUGCCGACGUUCUUCCUCGUCGGCCUGCUCUUCGCGCCGAUCGGUGCGGUGCUGUACUACUACGCGACCAAGGUCAGCGAGUUCACCAUCGACUACACGGACUGCCGCAACGCCGGCUCCGAGUACGUGGCGGUGCCGUCGGGCAAGUACGACUACCAGCUGCCCGGCUCGACGCCGUCGAACUUCCAGGCGCCGCAGUGGCGCUGGGUCGCGUCCAACACGGCGCCGAACGGCUUCGUGUGCGACGUGCAGUUCUCCGUGCCGCAGAACCUCGAGCCGUCCGUGUUCCUCUACUACAAGCUCACCAACUACUACCAAAACCACCGCCGCUACGUCAAGAGCAUCGACACGGACCAGCUGCUCGGCAAGGAGCGCACCGUCAAGGACCUCGGCGACGGCCAGUGCAAGCCGCUGGGCCGCGAGGGCGACCGCGGCAUCUGGCCGUGCGGCCUGAUCGCCAACAGCAUGUUCAAUGACACGUACUCGCUGCCCGUGCUGGUCGAUGGUGGUGCCUCGAACCAGACGUACCAGAUGACCGACAAGGGCAUCGUGUGGCCGGGCGAGAAGAACAAGUACGCCGCCACGCCGACGCCGCCCGACCAGCUCGUGCCGCCGCCGUUCUGGCGCGGCAGCUUCACGAACGCGCCCGGCGCCUACAACUACCCCAACGGCUACACGGCGGACAACAUCUUCAACCCGUCCGAGGAUGAGCACUUUAUGGUCUGGAUGCGCACGGCGGGCCUGCCCACGUUCCGCAAGCUGUACUACCGCAACGACAACGACGUGAUGCUUGCCGGCCGCUACAUCAUCACCAUCACCGACAACUACCCGGUGGCCAUGUUCAGCGGCACCAAGUCGAUUGUGUUCAGCACGGCGACGUGGGUCGGCGGCCGCUCGCUCUUCCUCGGCUCGGCGUACAUUGCCGUCGCGGCGCUGUGCGUGCUGCUCGGCCUUAUCUUCACCGCGCGGCACCUCAUCCGGCCACGCAAGCUCGGCGACCUGAGCCUGCUGAGCUGGAACGAGUGAGGCGUGCGAGCGUCGCCGAGGCAUUGCGCUGGAUCUGCAAUGCCUCGACCUCUGCGUGUGCAUGCUCCACCCGACACUGCGUCUUGGUCUCCUUCAUACCGUGCCUCGUUCGUCUCCGUCUCUAUCCUCUCCACGCCCCCUCCCAUUAACGAUCGCUGCUGCCUACUCCACACCCUGCCGCUCGCGCACACCCUGUCUUUAGCGCUCGCCUCACUGAAACGAUCCGACGACGCCACAGGAGCGGGGUUGUCAGAGUGAUGAGAAGAGU